Brienomyrus brachyistius is the source of this 8576-nucleotide messenger RNA. RefSeq names its product kinesin family member 1C (gene kif1ca). Gene Ontology annotation, molecular function: microtubule binding; ATP binding; microtubule motor activity. Gene Ontology annotation, biological process: microtubule-based movement. Lineage: Eukaryota; Metazoa; Chordata; Actinopteri; Osteoglossiformes; Mormyridae. The record is from RefSeq and is a predicted model, not a curated record.
UGGCGACCGGCUCGAGCCGCUGGGACCGUAUAGGGGGGGCGCGAGGGAGAGCGACGGGCCGCACGCAGAGACCGCGGCCGCCGCUGCUGCUAACUCUUCUUUUAUUUUUAUUUUUUUACUUUUUCUCCCCUUUUUAAAAACAAAAGAAACAGCGAGACAUCGCCGUCGUCUGCCGGAACGUACUUUUCCCCCAGUCUUGCGGAGGAGUAAAGGUCACCUGCGCUGCCUGUCCGGAAAGGGGAUUGAAGUUUGGGUUCUCCUCCGCCCGGCCCGAAUCCUUUUCUGGGCCGUCGGUCAACUUUUCAUCGGUUCCGGCUCUGAUGUUGUUUUAAAUUGUGCGCGUUAACAAAAGUAUCCGUUUCAAAGUUUUCUGCCAGAUCAGGUUUUAGUUUCUAAUUCCUUAUUUUACCUAUAUUUAAAAAAAAUAAAAAAAACGACACAGCCAGCGCCCCCAUGAAACUUUUUUCCACCCCCCCAGACAGAUAGCUGUGGUCCCAGGCAUUUUUUCCGGCCCAAAAAAGAGACGGACCGGUGUUGGGCUCGAUCGGAGGAGCAGCGGGUUAAACUUUUAUUAUAACAUAAGGACAUUUCGGCGAGUGAUUCCCUGAGCAACAAUGCGGACUGUUAAACCGCACUGAGAGGAAGGAAACUCGUCCAAAAAAGCGGUCUGACUCCCUCCCCCAUCCCUUAAUGAGGAAGAUGGCGGCCUCAUCUGUGAAGGUGGCGGUGAGGGUGCGGCCCUUCAACUCCCGCGAGACCAGUCGCAGCGCCAAGUGUGUCAUCCAGAUGCAGGACAAUUCAACCUGCAUCUCCAACCCCAAGCAGCCCAAGGAUACGCCCAAGACCUUCACCUUUGACUACUCUUACUGGUCUCACACCUCGGCCGAGGAGCCGGGCUUCGCCUCCCAGCGGCAGGUUUACCUGGACAUCGGCGAGGAGAUGCUGCUGCACGCCUUCGAGGGCUACAACGUCUGCAUCUUUGCCUACGGCCAGACGGGCGCCGGCAAGUCCUACACCAUGAUGGGCAAGCAGGAGCCCGGCCAGCAGGGAAUCAUACCACAGCUCUGUGAGGACCUCUUCAAGCGCACCGUGGACAACGCCAACCCCGAUCUCUCCUUCUCUGUGGAGGUGUCCUACAUGGAGAUCUACUGCGAGCGCGUCCGGGACCUGCUGAACCCCAAGAGUAAGGGCAACCUGCGGGUGAGGGAGCACCCCAUCAUGGGCCCCUAUGUGGAGGACCUCUCCAAGCUGGCCGUCACCAACUUCGACGACAUCGCCGACCUCAUGGACAGCGGGAACAAGGCCAGGACAGUGGCUGCUACCAACAUGAAUGAGACGAGCAGCCGCUCACACGCCGUCUUCACCAUCGUCUUCACCCAGAGACGCCACGACCAGAUGACCAACCUGGACACGGAGAAGGUCAGUAAGAUAAGCCUGGUCGAUCUGGCAGGAAGUGAGCGUGCCGACUCUUCUGGAGCGAAAGGCAUGAGAUUAAAGGAAGGAGCCAACAUUAACAAGUCCCUCACAACCCUGGGGAAGGUUAUCUCUGCCCUGGCUGAAAUGCAAAGUAGCAAAAAAAAGAAAUCAGAUUUCAUACCGUACAGAGACUCUGUACUAACCUGGCUCCUCAAAGAAAACCUUGGUGGUAACUCUCGCACUGCCAUGAUUGCUGCCCUCAGCCCAGCGGACAUCAACUACGAGGAGACCCUCAGUACCCUCCGAUACGCAGACCGGGCCAAACAGAUACGAUGCAACGCCGUCAUCAACGAGGACCCCAACGCGCGCCUCAUCCGCGAGCUCAAGGAGGAAGUCAGCCGUCUGCGACAGCUGCUGUUCUCUCAGGGCCUGAGCUCCGAGCUCCUCACCGCUGCUGGUUACGAGAUGAACAACAACCAGGCCACAAGUGCAGUACUUGCCAGCGCGGCCCCCGCCCUCGCAAACAAGGCGCCGCACUCGCAGCCCCCCCCUGCCACCGGGUCCGAACCCAUCACCGACGGCGAGGUUCCCACCUCCUCCGACGACUUCCAGGGAAGUCAGGUGGUCAUCAGCAAGGAGGAGGCCGUCGAGCGGCUGGCGGAAACCGAAAAAAUCAUCGCCGAGCUGAACGAGACCUGGGAGGAGAAGCUGAGGAAGACGGAGUCCAUCCGCCUGGAGAGGGAGGCCCUGCUGGCGGAGAUGGGCGUGUCCAUCAGGGAGGACGGCGGCACUGUGGGGGUCUUCUCCCCCAAAGGGACUCCACACCUGGUGAAUCUGAACGAGGACCCGCUGAUGUCAGAAUGCCUGCUGUAUUACAUCAAAGACGGCAUCACAAGAGUGGGCCGCAAGGAAGUGGACAUCCGCCUGAGCGGACAGUUCAUUCAAGAGCAGCACUGCAUCUUCUACAGCCGCGUUAAUGAGAGCGGAGGAGUGGACGUGACCCUGGAACCGUUGGACGGGGCGGAAACCUACGUCAAUGGGAAGCAGAUCACGGAGCCCCUGGUGCUGAAACAAGGCAACCGCAUUGUGAUGGGAAAGAACCAUGUGUUCCGCUUCAACCACCCGGACCAGGCGCGGUUGGAGCGGGAGCGCAACGCCUGCGUUGAGCAGCAGGGGGAGCCAGUGGACUGGAACUACGCUCAGCGGGAGCUGCUGGAGAAGCAGGGCAUCGACAUCAAGUUUGAGAUGGAGAAGAGGCUGCAGGACCUGGAGAGUCAGUACCGGAGGGAGAAGGAAGAGGCGGACCUGCUGCUGGAGCAGCAGAGACUGUAUGCUGACUCCGACAGCGGGGACGACUCGGACAAGCGCUCCUGCGAGGAGAGCUGGAGACUCAUCUCCUCCCUGAGGGAGAAACUGCCGGCCAACAAGGUGCAGACGAUAGUGAAACGCUGUGGCCUCCCCAGCAGUGGAAAGAAGCGGGAACCCAUCCGGGUGUACCAGAUCCCCCAGCGGCGGCGCAUCAGCAAGGACCCGCAGCGCCUCACCAUGGCCGACCUGAAACUGCAGGCCGUGAAGGAGAUCUGCUACGAGGUGGCGCUGGGCGACUUUCGGCACUCGCGGCAGGAGAUCGAGGCGCUGGCCAUCGUGAAGAUGAAGGAGCUCUGCCGCAUGUACGGCAAGCGGGACCCCGGCGAGCGCGACAGCUGGCGCUUGGUGGCGCGGGACGUCUGCGAGACCGUGGGCAUCGGGGACGAGCAGGGCGGAGGCCUGGAUGGCGGGAGCGAGGGUAACGGCGAGGGCGGCAAGGCCGGCGUGGGGGAUCUGAAGGCACACAUCGACAAGCUGACCGACAUCCUGCAGGAGGUCAAGCUGCAGAACAACAUGAAGGACGAGGAGAUCCGAGCCCUGAGGGACCGUAUGGUCAAGAUGGAGAGCAUCAUCCCCGCCAUCGGGACUCAGGAUGAUGGCAGUGCUGAGGAGGAAGAGGAGUCCCAGCAGGAGCUCGGAGAGCUGGAGGAGCAUGACUGCUCCAUGGGAGAGCUCCCGAAGGAGGAGCGCAUCACCAAGCUGAUGGAGGAGGACCCUGCGUUCCGGCGCGGCCGCAUGCGCUGGCUGCGGCAGGAACAGAUCCGGCUGCAGAACCUGCAGCAGCAGCAGAUCACCAAGCGGCUACGGCGCGGCGGGGGGGCAGGGCCCGUGGUGGUGGGGGUGGGGGUGGCGGGGCAGGGGCCCUUCCUGCCAGGAAUGGGCCGCUUCAUCCCGCCGCAGGAGUGCAAGCUGCGCUUCCCCUUUAAGAGCAACCCACAGCACCGCUACUCCUGGGGCCCGGCUGCUGCAUUCAUGCUGGGCCUGGGGGGCGGUGGGGAUGGUCAGGGGGAGGCCGGAGAGGAGCUGCAGGGCCAGGCUGGGGGAAUGGAGGCCCCACACGCCCCUUCACCCCCGCCGCCUGUCUCCAUCCCCCCUGGAGGCCCUGUCAUGCCCCUCCUCCCUCCCCCCUUCCAGCUACCCAUACCUCUGCCCAAUGCCAUGCCGGGGGGCGGGGGCCAACACCGUAUCCGCACACCUAGCCCCCAUCGGGCGUGGCAGCAGCGUAAUUAUGGCAACAACCACCAUGGCAACCCACCGUUCCCUCCUCAGCAGCAGCCGCGGCAGUACCGCCGGAACUCCUUGGACAGCUCGUCUUCUCCGAACAGCCACAACUACAACGGCAACUUCAGCCAUGGCCACCAGGGGCGCCCUCGCUACCGCCGCCAGUCCCCCGGGCCCGGGCCCAGACCACAGGAGCAGGACUCGCUCCCGUUCCUCCAGGAUGGAUCCUUCCAGAACCCACGCAAGCCUGGCAUGCACAACCAUCACCACCACCCGUACCACAACCACCAGCAGCACCACCUUCACAGGGGGGGCACUCGCUUCCCCGAUGGGGACAUACCCCCACCCAAGAAUUACACCCCCCAAGAGCACCCUGGCAAAGGCGAGCUCCAGAAUUUCCCGGGUUAUACCACCCCCCCGCGGAUGCGGAGGCAGUUUAGUGCCCCGGAUCUGAAGAACAGGGAGACUCCAGUCUGAGGGUGCCACCCACACCUCCACCCAGCAUCCAUCACUCCCCAUCCUGCCCCAAUGUCAUGACCUCCUGCACCGGACAGCAAUCAUCAGUCCCCAUCCUGCCCCUCCAAAUUUGUAGGCAGGUCUGCCCCUUUGAUAUACACUGCUUAUUAUCCCUUCCCCUUUUCUCUCUACAUGAUGUCAUAAAUUUGGGGGGGGGGGGGAUAGGUUUGAGCGAUCUCACCACACAUCUAAACCAAGCACUUAAAUUACCUGGGCAGCACUCGCAUUGGCCAUGAGGGGGCGACGUGUCACACAGCAUUGUGUCCAUUCACUGUUAAACCAACAAGGCAGAAUGCAUUUGUAAAUAACGGGGACUUUAAUGCGGUUUUUAAAUGAGUUCUAUGGCUGUAGUUCCACUUGACGCUGUCGCGUCCUGGUGGGGGGCCCUGGCUCUCUCGGGGGUGGGACAUUGACGGCCCACUCAGUGUCUCUUCAAUAUUAACAGUACUUACGCUUCCCGGCUUUACACCACCAGACGCUUGCACCCGGAGCGUGCCGGCCUGUGGGCUGCGAACUUCGACCUCAGACACAUGACCUCUGCACACUGUAACUGAUUGGACGCUGUGGUUUCUGUGUCUGGGAGGUAGAAGCGUCGCUGUGUGAUGCGACUUUGCUGCCUCACUCAGAUUCUGUGUGUGUGUGUGCGUGUGUGUGUGUCUGGAGAGCUCUCUCCGUGUCGGUCUGUAUACGUGUUUUAUAUAGACGCAAGUAUCCGAGGCGGACACUCGGGGGAGUGUUAAAACCGUUGCUGAAGUGUUAGCUACUGAAGCACCCAAAGAAAGCAGUCUUGGGGUGUCAGAGGACUCCGGUUUGUAACCAGCCCUUCGCCACCAAACUGCAUGUCAUCUGUGUAAAAUGUUAACCUUUUUUUAAUUGUGUUUUUUUUUUUAAUGUGUUUUUUUUUUUUUUUUUUUUAAAUGCUGCCCCCUUCAGGUUGCAGUUGGAUGGGUCAGGUUAAAAAAAAAAAAAAAAGUAAAGACCUCAGCUCCUUGACGCACCUUAUAAUCCUCGUAUUAACAAUAUAAUCAUUGAAGCUAGUGUCCCUGGGACUGGUUCGCAUGUAGGAGAGGGGAAGGACGGUGAAAUUUUAUCUCGAAGCAGUAGUAGUCACUGCCAUUUAGCUUUUUGUUUGAAUCUUUUUAGUAUGUAUAUUACUUGGAAGGGUGUUUUUUUUUUUAAUUUGAGAUGUUCUCUGACUGCCCUGGAGCCGGUCCCUUGGCCACUCGGACGGCAGCAGGGUGCAGGCCUUCAGUGUGUGGCGGCCAAUCAGGUGCCAGAGUGCAGAGUGCGCUUCCAUCCGCGGGAGAGAGCAGCCGGCGAAGCGUCUGACUUGCGAGCUGGUUCUGUAGGAGACGACUGGGGGGCUUGGUGCCCGGGAGGAGAACCUGCUGUAUCCCGUCACGCUGCCCCUUGCACAAUGCUGGGUUUUUGUGCCUCUGGGUGGAGACAUCAGAGUUGUAGAAAUAUUUCAGACAGUCUGGAGAGUUUAGGGAUAAAACCCUCAAACGAUUAGGACAUGAAUAGGGUAAUCUCACUGAUCUGUCCAUAGGGGCAAAAAGAAAAAACACUAGGUUGUAAAUCAUCAUACCAGAUGGGGGUUUUGAUUGAUGUGCUCUGCGCCCUGGGGGAUUGUCUGGGUCUGGUUAGCAUAAAACACGAGGGGGGGGGGGGUGCAGAACAGAGAUGGGAUGAACCUCUUCUGUAAACGAGACCUCGGGAAACGGUGAUGUACGCAUCCUGGGACACUAAGACGCACAAGGUUCCCAACGCACUCGCACGUGCAGCGCAAUGCAAGCAAUCGCGCCCUACCUCUCCACACUGUCCCCUUGAGGUGACAUCAUCACCCGGGGCCAAUGGCGUGGGCUGCCAGGUAUAGAGGUUCCUCGCACUCAGUAGGUCUCUGUGCCGUUCGGGGUCAUUCCCUUUACCGAAAGUCUAUUCGGAACUGAAACCGCAAUUUGCACUUGCGUAUAUACAGCCGCAGAGAAGGAUUGAGACCACAGCACUCAUUUCUCAAUUUAUUGGUGUGCGUCUGUGAAUAAUAUAUAUAUUUUUGCAAACUGCAGUCUGGUGGCUCUUUUACUCGCUGAUGAAGGGCUUCUUCUUUGCUUUAUGGGUCUUCAGUCCUGCUUCUAGGAGCCUGAUACGAACUGUCCUAACAGUGCACGUCACACCUGCACUUAAUGCUUCCCAUUCCUCUCACAUGAUGUCCUACGAUUCGUAUAAGUUGUCUUCUCUGGCAGAAAGUCAUUUCCGCCCCUCUGUCUGACCUGCUUUCUGGUCAUUCCCAGUGUCUCCACAUUGUUCUUGUCCUGCCGUCUUACAAAUGUUGAAACUGGAAGCAACUCGUUGCUCGGCGUAACCUUCUGCCAGCAGAACCAGGAUUAAACCAGGAUUAACAAAUGCAGAUUUGUUUAAAAAUAUAGUGGUGAUUUUUUUAAAAUUUUUUUUUUACGGCUGUAUACCGUGUUUUGCAUGCCUGAGGCGCGAAGGCAGGCUGGGAGAGGGGGGAGUUAGCCAGGGGAAAGAGAGGGAGAGGGUGAUAAUGUGGGUUUGAAUAAUGCUGUCAUUUAAGGCAGAAGAGCACGCAGAAUGUGACUGAGGGAAUAUAAUCAACCAGUGGAAAUGGUGCCAAAUGUCAUGGGCUGAUGAUAUAUUAGUGGCUAUAUGCUGUUCAGAGUUAUCAGUGUUAAAGGUCAGUUGUAAUUGGUCAGAGGAUGAGAUAUGGGUUAGUUAUUGCUGGUCUGUGAAUGUUUAGUAUAAAUACUAGUGCUAGGCAAGAGUAGGGGGUUUUAAAGGGGUUUGUGAUCUUUAGGGUAGUCAACGUUAUCUGCCAAAGGUUGACUUCACCUCAGGUUACCCGUUUUUGUUAAAAAGUGCUGGUUUCUGGAAAUAGUAGUGCGCCCCCCUCUGCGUGGAGGACUUUACUGCAGGACUUGUGCCUGACACAACUAUAAGGCAAGGAGAGGCGAAAAGGCUCGAGUGAGACUGUUGAAACACAAGUGUUGUGACAAUGUGAAACCCCCCCCCCUCCCCCCCAGUGUCCCACGAUUCAGACCUAUCAAAAUGGGUUUGCGGACAGCAGGAGAAUUACCCCCCCAGGGCAUAAAAAUGGUUUGUCUCUGUCUUCUUGGCUAAGACUCUUGCAUCGACUGAAGUGGGCUUUUUUUUCCCGGGAUUAGCGUAGGAAUGUGCGCAUCAUGAACGCACACCUGAGGGCGAGUGACGAGCAGACCUUUUCUAAAUGGGAACACCCCCACUGACUUGACGAGUACUGUACAUGCACGGUAGGAUGGAGGUGUGGAAGCAGGAUGACGAUGAGAGGGACAUGGGGGGGGGAGACAGACUCGCCGUAAUAAAUUCAGCUGCUCCAUCCCCUUCCCCAUUAUACAGAUGUUAUAAAUUAAUCGUUAAAUAAAUAUUACCGUUUUCAUUGUUGAUUUUUUUUUUUUGUUGCUGUAAUUGUAUUAGGACAAUCUGUUAGUGUGUUUCUGACAUUUCUACUUUUUUCCUGUUGUUUUCUUUCUGAUAUUAUACAAAACAGGCUUCUCUGGCUUUUAAUGGGAGUCGUUUUUAAAUAGUUUCACUGCAUUCGUUCUCCACUCUUCUGUAAUUCUUUGAUCUCGCUCGUCUUUUUAAUUAUGCUAACGAGCUAACAUACUCUGCUGAUGCUGCUCAGUGUGUCUGGGCCGGGGAGGCCUGGCAAUUAAGGCCUCCUGUCCCUAAAAGGGUCCUUGCCAUCUAAGGGCUCCUUCGCAAAGCAAAACGGGCGGCAAUAUGAAUUAUCUUCCGAGUGGAUUUUACAUCCGUCUGAGAGAGAGUGUGAGGCGAGCCGCAAGUCCCCCCCCCCCCCACCCCCCCGUCUCAGUGCCACAUGAGCUGAUGUUCAUUUUCUUUUUGUUACUUGAAUCCUUCAUUUAAAUGUUUUUUUUUUUUCCUCCCAUUGAUUUUAUCAGUUGUCUGAAAGGAGGCAGGGCUGUUGUAAAGCUUGCGGCCGUUUGAGCUUGUGACAAUGCAUAAAUAAAGGAAGACGUGAACGGGACGGCCUGGGAAAA